AGACCCCGCGUGUGUGAGAGUGUGUGCGCGCGAUAGAGGGACGGGGGUCUGAGGGUGGCUUUGUGAGUGCGGGGGAGACUGCGUGUGUGAAGAGAGAAAGACCACGGGUGUGAAGGCGACUUGGGGGGAGUGUGAGGGAGGUCGUAUGUGAAAGGAGGACCGCGGGCGUGAGGCUGACCGUUGAGUGUGUGAGCGCCGAGGGUGAGGGAGAUGGUGAGAGGGGAGGAGGUGGUGUGCGAGAGAGCCUGGGUGUGUAAGGCUGAAUGUGAGACAGACCGAGAGCCCGAGCGGGCGACUCUGCGAGCGUGAGCAGGGCCGAGGGUGCAAGGCGUGAGUAUGCAAGGCAGAAGCUAAGCUUCGCGGGGCUGCUGCAGUCUGCUGGCGUCGGGACUUGGAGCUCGGGAACGGGCUGCUCCUCCUCACUGUGGCUCUUCCGAGCGGCUCCCUGCGUCCUGCUGUCUCAUUUGACUAUCUCAAGGCCACAGUAAACACAGGUGUGCCGGAACUGUUUGCCAUGGAAGCCAGGGAGACUGAGGACCCCAUGCCCACCUACCAUCUCCUCCCUGGUGCCAGCCAGCCCAAGGUGGAAGAUGUCAGCUCACCACCUGAAGGGUCCCCGGAAACUAUGCAGCUGAAGAAGGAGAUCUCCCUGCUGAAUGGGGUUAGCCUCGUGGUGGGCAACAUGAUUGGCUCAGGGAUUUUUGUCUCUCCCAAGGGGGUGCUGCAACAUAGUGCCUCCUACGGGUUGUCACUGGUCGUGUGGGCCAUUGGUGGACUCUUCUCUGUUGUGGGUGCCCUUUGUUAUGCAGAGCUGGGGACCACCAUCACCAAGUCAGGAGCCAGCUAUGCUUAUAUUCUAGAGGCCUUUGGGGGCUUCAUUGCCUUCAUCCGCCUGUGGGCCUCACUGCUAAUUGUUGAGCCUACCAGUCAGGCCAUUAUCGCCAUCACCUUCGCUAACUACAUCAUCCAGCCCUCCUUCCCCACCUGUGAUCCCCCAUACUUGGCCUGCCGUCUCCUCGCUGCUGCUUGUAUGUGUCUGCUGACAUUUGUGAACUGUGCCUACGUCAAGUGGGGCACACGAGUACAGGACCUGUUCACUUAUGCCAAGGUCCUAGCGCUCAUUGCCAUCAUCAUCAUGGGCCUUGUUAAACUGUGCCAGGGACACUCUGAACACUUUCAAGGCGCCUUUGAGGGUUCCUUCUGGAAUGUGGGAAACCUCUCUCUUUCCCUGUACUCUGCCCUCUUCUCAUAUUCAGGUUGGGACACCCUUAAUUUUGUAACAGAAGAAAUCGAAAACCCAGAAAGAAAUCUGCCCUUGGCUAUUGGGAUCUCUAUGCCAAUUGUGACGCUAAUCUACAUCCUGACCAACGUGGCCUAUUACUCAGUGAUGAGCAUUUCAGAUGUCCUUAACAGCGACGCAGUAGCUGUGACAUUUGCUGACCAGACGUUUGGGAUGUUCAGCUGGAUCAUCCCCAUUGCUGUUGCCCUGUCUUGCUUUGGGGGCCUCAACGCAUCUAUCUUCGCCUCAUCAAGGUUGUUUUUUGUGGGCUCCCGCGAGGGCCAUCUCCCAGACCUUCUGUCCAUGAUCCAUGUCAAACGUUUUACACCCAUCCCUGCUUUACUGUUCAAUUGCACAAUGAUGCUCAUCUACCUCAUUGUGGAGGAUGUUUUCCUGCUCAUCAACUACUUCAGCUUCAGCUACUGGUUCUUUGUGGGCCUCUCUGUUGUCGGACAGCUCUACCUCCGCUGGAAGGAGCCCGAGCGGUCCCGGCCUCUCAAGCUGAGCCUCUUUUUCCCCAUCGUGUUCUGCAUAUGCUCCAUGUUUCUGGUGAUUGUGCCUCUCUUCAGCAAUACCAUCGAUUCUCUCAUUGGCAUUGGAAUCGCUCUCUCUGGGGUUCCUGUCUACUUCCUGGGUGUUUACCUGCCAGAGUCCCGGAGGCCGCUCUUUGUUCGGAAAGUCCUGGCUACUAUCACCAGAGUCACCCAACAGCUUUGCUUUUGCGUCCUGACUGAGCUAGAUGUAACCGAAGACAGAAAGCUUGAGAGGAAAACUGACUAGAGGCCAGAGGUAACAUCCUCCAAGAUCCGGAAGGCUGGCUACUUGUGGGUCAACCAUCGAAGUCCAGAUACCUGAAUUAAAGGAGCUUGUUGACUCAUUCUGUAAGGGGGUCAGGGCCAGUGCUCACUUGUUGGUAAGCUCUGGGAGAAUACUCAGGGUUGGGGCCAGCGUGAAGGUGGGGAGCUCAGGAUGGAGGGCAGGUUGCAGAGCAGGGGAAUGUUAGUCUUUCUCCUGGUGGAUAGGGGCAGUCCUGACAAAUACUUGGUAAGUUGCACUGCUAGGCUGAUGACUGUGGCUGGUGGUUCACAGUUUGAAGUUUAAACCAGGAGUCUACAUAGGAACUACUUUUUGGGACGUUUUCCUCUGAUCAGAUCCACCCACCUGACUUACAAUGCUGCUGUUUCUUUCACUGGCUCAAAUUCUUCCCUGGAGACAGGGUUGUAUACCUUUGUUUGUUUUUUAUGGAGGAUGGACAGCAAAGCUGUAUUAACCAAUAUAGGAGGUGUUUGUCCCAUUUCCUGAAUUCUGCAAGAGGAAUGCCUGUCUUGGAACUUUACACUCCAGUGGUAUGCACAACAGGAGGAAAUUGUUUCAGGGUCUCAACAGUGCCCACUGAAGGUCCCUCUUGUCAAGGUUGACCUCUCGUUUGUGGGUCCCUACGCUCAGAGAGGUGUAGGAUCUCAUUGUGUACAGAUUGUCCACCUUGUUGAGGAGGUCCUGCCUGCCUGACUGAAUUUGCUUGGAUCGUUUUUGUGCUUAUAGUCUUUAAGAAAGAAGGAAAGCUUCUGGCUCCAUAACAAGUUGGUCUUGGCCACCCAACCGCACCCUUUCUAGCUGGAACCUUGGUGCUUCAGUGGAGGCCAUGGCCCUGAAAUAGGCUGGGAAAAACCUUGCUGCUCCAGCUGAGAAGCAGCAGCUCUGGGCAUGCUAUGGCUGCCACCAAAUUCAAACUCCUAUAUUCCAUUAUUUGUUAAUGUGGAACACUAGUUCUGCAAAAGAUUAGUGUUCAGUGCAAUAGGUUAUAGUUAAAAAUUCAAAGUACCUAAAACUGAGUCUUUCUGGCUCCAGACAUGAUUUUGACAACAGAUUUUACACUGAAUUUCUCAUAAUAUGUUGAGUUUUGCCUGCAAAGCUGAACUUGAAGAAUUUUUAAAAAAAUCAUAUACCUGUUACAUCAUUAGUAUAUAUAGAUCAACAUGUUACUAGCACCCGACUCAGGUCCAGCAAGGACAGAUGAACAAAUUUAUGAGUCAGAAAUCUAGUAACACUAUUUUGAAAGAUAAUCCUUUAUUUUAUUGAGACAUUAGGUCUUUGUUCUAGUUGAUAGUAAAUCUCUGAGUUUUUGGUAUGAACACUGAGCACUAUAAUGUUCUGGAACUCAGGUGGCUCGCCUGAAAUCUAGCAGCUGUCAGUGAAUUGAAGAGCAUCUUACCAACCCAAGUCAUCAAAUACUUGUUCCUCUCUGUACGGGCAGGUGUGAGGGACUGCUGUGCAGACCCAAGCCCACCCUGGUGCUGGAAGUAUUUUCUUUUCUGAAAAACCCAUGCCAGGCUGUAUCCUCUCUUCUGUCCCGGGUACCAGGCUUUGUUUACACUCCUAGCUAUUCUAAAUUAUGGGAGUAGUGUACUCCUCUUCUGCUGGCCUUCCCUUGCCAGAGGCCUGGUGGGGCUAUAGUCUCAGGAAGAGCUUGGUACUUGUCGGACUUCUGUGUUCUCCCUGUGGUCAUCAGUGAAGACUCCAGGAGAAAGGCUGCUUCAACCUCAAUUUGGACGCUCAGCCGACUGACUGUAAGAGUGGAAGCAACUACUUUUGGUGCUCAAGCUAGGCCAUCAGGUCAGGCCAGAGCAACAAGUUUGGCCUACAUGGAUCUUUCUUUCAUGGGCAGGAUGGCUGCGCUGGCUUGUACAACAGUUAGUUCAUCUUGGGCCUAGAAGAACCUGCUGGCCUAGCAUACUCCUUGGACAACUUGUCCUAAGGUUUUAGAAUUGGUCAACAGUAAAGACAAGAACUAUGAAGCAAUCUCAUCUGACCAUUCUUCACCAGAGUGGAAGAUAAGGGUCACAGAUAAGGGAGCAACUCUGGACAUGUAUUUGCUCAGUAAAGAUUUAGGGGAACAUGAUCACAAUUUUCUUUGGUUCAGGGUGUGCAUCUGUGAGAACUUAAGAGGGACAUUCCUACUAUCAUGGGUUUGGGAUUUAUGUAGCAAAUUCUUGCCUGAUGACAAGUAGUCUUAUGCAAAGGCUGACUUGCUUAAACUAUAUAAACAUGAUUCCUUUCUGAGCCAAGUUGGCACCUACCCCAGGGCUCUUCUGGAGCUAAUCUUCAAAGCAGAAUGUGUUGGUUUUGAGAAUCCCUGGCCCUGGCUGUAGCAUUCUCCUAAUAACCAGCUAAUCUCAGGAAUUUGCUGCCCCCCAGUGGCUUCAAUGAUAGGAAAAACAAAGGCUUCACAACAGGUGCCCAGUACUUGCCUAGUGAGCCUUGUCAGCUCCUGUUACUGGAUGGGAACAGCAUUCUUUGCCUCUGGGCUGGCUAAACUUCUCCCAUGAACCCUUUGGUGGGAGGAAAGCCAGACAUCUAAAGCACUCAAGCUUUACAGCAGAAUUAAUUCCCACCAAGUCUUUGUCUCCUUAAGUCCUCCUGGUGUGUUAAUCCCUUUUGCUAUGGUACAGUUUGUACCCUUUUGUGCUGGGCAGUUUGUAAAGUUGUCAGCCCUUUAAUGUUCACAAAACUAAUGAACAUAUAAAUAGCGGUGAGCACAUUUACAAUGUU
Messenger RNA from Chinchilla lanigera (long-tailed chinchilla), 4828 nucleotides. RefSeq names its product solute carrier family 7 (amino acid transporter light chain, y+L system), member 6 (gene Slc7a6). Lineage: Eukaryota; Metazoa; Chordata; Mammalia; Rodentia; Chinchillidae. Gene Ontology annotation, cellular component: membrane. Gene Ontology annotation, molecular function: L-amino acid transmembrane transporter activity. Gene Ontology annotation, biological process: amino acid transmembrane transport. The coding region runs from base 515 to 2059 and encodes 514 amino acids. The transcript is spliced from 10 exons. The record is from RefSeq and is a predicted model, not a curated record.